AUGUUCAUGUAUGGACCUUCGCAUCUAAAGCCCGCCACACUCAUUCCCCAUCAUCUUCCAAGAUCAGAGCAAUACCCAAAGGAGUUUUACCCGAACGAUGGAAUGACCAGAAGGAUGUCUUCCUCUUCCUCCUCCUCCACGACCAGCGUCCACGUCACGGCCUUGGACGGCUUGGUCAACGUGAACUCCCUCUUCACGAUCGCCGUGUUCGUGGGACUCUCCCUCACGACGCCGGGGCAGCGCAGCCUCGAGAGCCGUUCGGCGUGCGACGCCGGCACCGACGUGGCCAAGAAGCUCCUCGUCUUUGAAGUAGUGUCGUUUAGUUUCUUCCUUUGCUCCUCUCUGGUGGCGCAGGGGCUCAAACUGGCGCUCAACUUGCUCAACAGCAAGGACGCAGACGACGCCUUCCGGGCCCACAUCAACCUGAAGGCCCUGAGGCUGGGCAUGCUGGGCUCCGCCAUUGGGUCCGUCAUGGGUUGCCUCUUCCUGGUGUUGUCCAUGAUCAAUGUCAUCCAGAUCCGCCUCGGGAUGCUCUCCUGCGGGAGCAAGGCCGCUGUGCACGCCGUCACCGCCAUGGUCGUCUUGGUCUCUUCCGCUCUAGUGCUUUAUAUCUCCACUGCUAUCUAUGCCUUCACCCAUUAA
Sphenostylis stenocarpa is the source of this 642-nucleotide messenger RNA. The record is from the annotation of a GenBank genome assembly. NCBI's taxonomy places the organism in Eukaryota, Viridiplantae, Streptophyta, Magnoliopsida, Fabales, Fabaceae.